Messenger RNA from Lucilia sericata (common green bottle fly), 771 nucleotides. Its product is annotated as apolipoprotein D-like. Lineage: Eukaryota; Metazoa; Arthropoda; Insecta; Diptera; Calliphoridae. Gene Ontology annotation, molecular function: pigment binding. The transcript has 4 exons. The coding region runs from base 100 to 687 and encodes 195 amino acids. The record is from RefSeq and is a predicted model, not a curated record.
CUUGUAAAAACUUUUCCUAUAAAAAUCAGUGAAAUUUUUUAAAUUAAACAUUGUUUUAUAGAACUACAACUAAACAACAACGAAAAUUAUUAAUUAACCAUGAUGAAUAAAAGUUCAUUGACUCUAGCAAUUUUGUCUGCCCUAUUGGGUUUGAGCGCUGCUCAAAUUGUUUUCCAAGGAUCUUGUCCCGAAAACGUUAAAGUGGUGUCAGAUUUUAAUGUUGAAAAAUAUUUGGGUAAAUGGUAUGAAUAUGCCAAAUAUCCAGCAUAUUUUGAAAUGGAAGGUAAAUGUGUAACGGCCCAGUACUCUUUGGGUGAUGAUGGCAAUGUUACUGUUAAAAAUACUUUAAUCAAUGAAAAAACCAAUGUCUUGACCGAUAUCUUGGGUACAGCUUCCUUAGUUGCCAAUGGCAAACUGUUGGUUAAAUUCCCCGUUUCGCCCGCCAUUACCGUUUCCAGUAACUAUUGGAUUUUGGAUACUGAUUAUGAUAACUAUACAGUUAUUUAUUCCUGUGUUCCUGUUACAACUAACACUCAUGCUACCAUUGCUUGGAUUUUAACUCGUCAAGCUUUGCCAGAGCCAACUAUUAUUGAAAAGGCUGUCAGUGUUUUGAAAGAAAAUAAUGUUUCUUUGAGGGAAAUGACAAUUACCAAUCAAAUUUCAUGCAAUGAAGAAACAGAAAAUUAAACAUUUUCAGAAUAUUUUUUAAACAAAUUUUGUGAAUGUUGCUAAACUUUUUAAAUUCAAAUGAAUACAUUAAUAUGAACAUAA